AUGGCGAACAGAUCAUCACAGCGGUCUUCGGGUUCUACAAAAACAAUGGGCAAUUUCGAUGCGACAGAGCUGUCGAAGGAAUUCGAGAACCUGAUGCGGAGCAAGAAAUUCAAUGAUUUUCAGCAACAGUCACGUUCCAAAUCGCGCACUGCGUCGCCAGCCCCUUCGGAAUCCCCUCUCUCUCCAGCAUCGACACAAUCGCCAAAAUCUUCGACAAAUCGACGGCUCCCAAUUAUGCCUCAGCGUCCGCAAGAUACCGCGUCUAUCAAAUUCUGCAACCUCUUACAUGUCUUAUCUGUGACUCCCAAAAAAUACGAGAAUCCAGGCUUAUUAGACGAAGCUUUGACCGUCAUCCCUCUUGACCGAUUGUACGCGGAGGCAGACGAUGAACACCAAAUACACCAAGCCCGAAGUGCCAGUGUAGGAAAGAAACCACAAUGGGGCUAUCAGGACUUCGUGAUUCAGUCACUUCUCAGGUGGUUCAAAAAUUCUUUCUUUACUUGGGUCAAUAAUCCACAGUGUUCGAAGUGCUCCAUGCCAACCAUCGCUCACGGAAUGGUUCCCCCCACACCGGACGAGACUGCUCGUGGCGCAACACGGGUCGAAGGUUACAAGUGCUCUGCCUGUGGGGCUUUAGAGCGAUUUCCACGAUAUUCAGACGUCUGGCAGUUGUUGCAGACCCGGUGCGGCCGUGUUGGAGAAUGGGCCAAUUGCUUCACCAUGCUCUGCCGAGCCUUGGGCAGCCGAGUGCGUUGGGUGUGGAACUCAGAGGACUACGUCUGGACAGAAGUAUACUCUGAGCACCAACGAAGAUGGGUGCAUGCCGACGCUUGUGAAGGUGUUUGGGAUCAACCGAGGCUAUACACAGAAGGCUGGAAUCGGAAGUUGUCAUACUGCAUUGCAUUUUCAAUUGAUGGUGCCACCGAUGUGACGAGGCGAUACGUCCGUAAUCUGAUGAAACAUGGCGCCCAGCGAAAUCGGGUUACGGAAAAUGUGCUUUUAUUCGCGAUCUACGAAAUUCGAAGAAUGCGACGUGAAAAGCUUUCUGAACAAGACCACCGACGAUUGCGGAAAGAAGAUGAGCGGGAAGAACGAGAAAUGCGCAUGUUUACAACCAGAGCACUCGCAGCAGAGAUUACCUCUCUGUUCCCAGGCUCGCGACAGACUGCGCGGGACACCGAUCAUAAAACGCCGCUUACCCAAGAUGAAGAUGCUGCGCAGUGGAUCAGUGGCAGGCAACAGAAUGAACACGAGAACCAAGGCCCAGACUCACGGCGAGAUCGUGAUAAUCGAAGAUGA
Molecule: messenger RNA, 1299 nt
Organism: Talaromyces atroroseus
Lineage: Eukaryota; Fungi; Ascomycota; Eurotiomycetes; Eurotiales; Trichocomaceae
Product: Protein png1
Exons: 3
Coding region: 1-1299 (432 amino acids)
Biological process (GO): protein quality control for misfolded or incompletely synthesized proteins; glycoprotein catabolic process; protein deglycosylation
Cellular component (GO): nucleus; cytosol
Molecular function (GO): peptide-N4-(N-acetyl-beta-glucosaminyl)asparagine amidase activity
Source: RefSeq, a predicted model, not a curated record